UUUUGUCAAUCCAAAAACAUCUCGCUAAUAACUUCAAAUCCAUCUCCACUCGGUCAUUGUAUUGAUCUCAAUAAUACGGAAAAUUGUAAGUAUUGAUGCCAUCCUUUUCAUUUAUAUCUUCAUCAAUCCAGAUAGCCUUCUUGGUAGCCCUUGGAAGUGUGGCAAGUCUUCUUCAACGGCGCAGCGCGUGCCCAUUCACCGAUACAGUUCCAAAGAACUUCCAGAAAUAUACCAAAAACGCAGGUGUCCUUUGUUCAGAACGGCAGCCUCUUCUCUAUUCGAUCAAGGAUCUCACACCGACAUGUGGCUCCACUAAGAAACUGUCCUUUGGUUCAUCAUCAUAUAAACAACUUGCAUCUAUCGCGCAGUCGCUAAUAUCUGUGCUUCCCGAUUAGAAUCAUUUUCCAAGCAAAAAAGGCCAAAUCCAUAUCCACCCUCUACACACAAUCUCUAAAUCGCAACCAUGGGUUUGACAUUCUCGAAGUUAUUUGACCGUCUCUGGGGAAAGAAGGAGAUGAGAAUCUUGAUGGUCGGUUUGGAUGCUGCUGGUAAAACUACAAUUCUGUAUAAGCUUAAGCUUGGUGAAAUUGUCACAACUAUCCCAACCAUCGGUACGUACCCAUUCAUCGAUUUUACUAUCACCAGUAGAUUAUGAUAUCAUCACUAACUCUAUUCUUAUAGGCUUCAACGUCGAGACUGUCGAGUACAAGAACAUUCAAUUUACCGUGUGGGAUGUUGGUGGACAAGACAAGAUUAGACCUCUGUGGAGACAUUACUUCCAGAACACUCAGGGUAUCAUUUUCGUUGUAGACAGCAACGAUCGUGAUCGUGUGGUUGAGGCUCGUGAGGAAUUGCAGAGAAUGUUGAAUGAAGACGAACUUAGAGAUGCUAUUCUUUUGGUCUUUGCCAACAAACAAGAUUUGCCAGUCAGUAUAUUGGAAUUCGAUAUUUGCAUACGAUGACUAAUCUGAAAUAAUAGAAUGCCAUGAACGCAGCAGAAAUUACAGAUAAAUUGGGCCUCCACAGCUUGAGACAACGCGCCUGGGUAUGUACAAUGACUGUUUUUAAUGGAAUCCCUGCUAAUAUAUUCUUAGUACAUUCAAUCUACUUGCGCUACAUCUGGAGACGGUCUUUACGAGGGAUUGGAAUGGCUCGCCACGACUCUCCGAAAGACUGGUCACAACUAAGUACAACAUCGAUCCUCAACCUUUAUACCACGAUUGUGUUUACAAGAUACUACAAAACCAAUCGAAACGUCCAUAUUUCCACCGCUCCUCCAAAUUGGUCAUUGGUGCAUCUCUCAAACUUAUUCUUGUGUCUUCAGCGGUCCACAUCAAUGAGAGGCGCAAGGGUGGUAACUGUAUGAUGAUUUAAGCUCUUUACGUCUUAUCAUGGCUAUGAAUCUCGUUUACGCUAUGAUUCCGCGGGGCUUCCUCUUUGUUUUUUGCGUGCGUUUUCUGGUGUCAUCCAUUUUCUACGUUCUGUUUCUUGCCAUCUCUUGUGUGCAGCAUGGUAUACAAAAAGCAGAAGUUAGAUGGGAGAUGAUGGUAGUCUAGUCCGGAAUUGAUCUCACAUUAGAAGAUAAUUUUUUUUUUGAUAAUAUUUGAUGUUACGGACGGCCCUUCAUACAGUAUGGUGACUUGAUUUUGUGUACUUUUUUUGACAUA
Molecule: messenger RNA, 1667 nt
Organism: Sclerotinia trifoliorum
Lineage: Eukaryota; Fungi; Ascomycota; Leotiomycetes; Helotiales; Sclerotiniaceae
Source: the annotation of a GenBank genome assembly